This is a messenger RNA of Amoebophrya sp. A25, 1776 nucleotides long. NCBI's taxonomy places the organism in Eukaryota, Dinophyceae, Syndiniales, Amoebophryaceae. The record is from the annotation of a GenBank genome assembly.
AUGACGCCAGCAGCGGCAGCUGCAACUACAGGUGCUGUGGGCUCUUCGGCAACGAGCACUGGAUCGCCCGCGGCGGCCACCACUGGUGCCGCAGCGUCAGCUGCUACCACCGCUUCCGCUGCCACCACCUCCGCUGUGUCGUUGUUCGAGAAAGCCGACCUCACGUCCUUCCGCAGAGUCAUGGACUCUACCACACAGCAAGCUCGCUUGUCCGGCUUCACCACAGCUGCCUUAGCAAGAACAGGCACUUCUGCACUACAGCAGCAACAAGGAGACGCAUCGAAGAGCGGACAAGUCUCGCUGAUUGGUCCCGGUAGUGUCUUUGGCGCUCUCGCGUCGUUUGACAACGUCGACGGAGCCGCUAGUCGUGCCAGGUUCCGACGUAAGGACGCACGAGAUGCCAUGAAGCGCAGAGUGCAAGAAUGGAGGGCAUUGAACUCCCAAUGCAACCAGCUCGAAGCGGGUCUUCUGGCUUUGCCACUGGUGUCGCCAAAAGAGAACCCUAAACUGGCGAUGGAGAGGGCAAGGCUACGUGCUGAUUUUGGAGCUGCUCAAGCGGAUCGUAGUGAUGCGCUGUAUGCAAUCGUUGAUGCUGAGAAGGUGUUUGUUGAAGCACAGAGACUGGACGUCCUGCGUCGAUUGGAAAAACUUGCAGGAAGGGCAACUGAAGUGUACUAAGACGACAUGUCAGGAAUUUGAGUCAGUUCUAAGAGAUAAGAUGUGAAUUCGCAAGUACGUAGUUGGACAAUGACUUUCAAUUUCAAUGGAUUUUUGGAAGGAUUAGGAUUAGAAUGGAAAUACAGCAAGAUCUCUGAUCGUCUCGUCACCAAGUUUAUAUUACCUCACGCGCUCUCUCAGUUACCUCAACGAAUUCGGUGGCGCCGCUGGCCCAGAUCGGGAGCUGAUGAAGUGCAACUUCCAAGCGAAGCGAAUGCAGCUAGAUUUCGCAAGAAAGGCAGACUUCGAGUUGAAUUCGGCGAUUGGAUCUUAUCCUCUCGAAGUCCUCAAGGAAGCAACAGAGGAACGUGCUUUAGCCCAGUACCAAAUGGAGGAAUAUCUGACUUGGUUGACGCAAGAGCAUUUCCGUGGAAUUUUGGAGUGGUCGAAGAAUGCCACUACGUUGUACUGCAACCCAGCUGCUGCGGCUUUGUUUGGAGCACAAUGCGAGCUGAUGGAACGUUAUCUGGAGAAAGUCGAGUCUCGUUUUGCCGAACUCGAUCAGGCAAAGCUGAUGUUCGAACUCAAAGAGAAGGAGGAAAAAGCCUGUAUGCAGAUGCGAUCGCUCAUGUUGGACUAUAUGACGAAGCAGUACGACAAGAAGCUGAUGGCGGCAUGGAGCGACAGUGAGAUUGACUGCAGGUUGGCAAGAAGUGCGACUUUCGAAGCCAGUCUAAAACGAGAUUUGGAGGAAGGAACUGCGUGUGCAGCGGAAGUGGCGCCAGCAACAGACACACACUGCGAAAACACGGUGAAGCGGGCGAAGGAGUACUAAGUCGAUGUAGUGUGUUGAUCUCAAUGCAAUCCUAUAAUUGUUUUUUCGGUAGAUGAUGAUGUUGAUGAUGAUGAUACUCAACGUAGAUGCUCCUCCUCAACACUGACAGGAGCACUUUCACCUCAAAACUUCACAGGGCGCUUCGCGAGUUCGAGCUAGACACUGGCUGCGAUUCCGUUGAGUCUCGCGCACAAAUUCAGCUAGAUGCUCUCCAGAACGCUUUGGACAUCGCAGCCAAGGAGGAUGCUCCGGAUUUGAAGUUGGUACGUGAUGCUUUAGUAGAG